AUGCAGAGUUCUGAGAUAAAACUUGGUGCCAAUGGACUCAGCAAAUUCCACCAUCUGCAAAGUCUGUACAUUUAUGGCUGUCUGUCUGAAAUCGACCCAGAAGCCUUCGCGGGAUUAACAGACCUGCACAUGCUCUCCAUCGCUUCCUCGCAGCAUUGUAAUGCAUCUCUACCAUCUAAGCUGAAACAUCUAGAGAUCACUGGGAAUGGUAUUUCAGAAAUACAAGCCAAUACCUUUUCUGGGCUAAGGAACCUGGAGAGUCUGAAAAUGUCAGGCCACAACCUGAAGCAUCUCGAAGCAUCUUGCUUUGCCCAUCUUCCUUCCCUCAGGGUUCUUCAUCUGAGGUACUCUGGCAUGCAACUCCUGAAUCUGGCCUCAAUCUUUGGGGGCUUCCCUCGUGGCCUGUCUGACUUCACUCUCACAUCGGGCAGGCGAGACAUGACCUUGGUCAUCCCGAAUGACAGGACCACAAAGGUGGACCUGAGUCUCAAUCUCUCAGGUCGGAAAAUUGUGUUAUGGGGUUGUGAAAGGCCUCUCUUAAAGUCAGUCACAAAAAUUGAGAUCUUCUCAGACUUGUUUGUUUGCGCACCAAAUAAUACUACUCCUUUCCCUCACUUGAAAUCGGUGGUAGAUUUAAGUUUUUCUCAGUGGCAUGCAAGCACCAUCAACAACUUAACCUCUCUGAACAGAUUGGUGAAAUUAAAGCGUUUAGACCUCAUGAAUAUCAACUUCAUUAAUCUGCCAGACAUUGCUCUCGUGUUCAGAAACCUGACAAACAUGGAGCUGUUGAGUCUUUCACAUAUCUGGGUGGAUUCUUUGGAGGCAGGCCUUGUUCAGGACAUGACCUCUCUGAAGUAUUUGUACCUGGAUCAUAUCGCAACAGAGGUCAGCAUAUCACCAGGUUUCUUCGAGCAUCUACCCAGUCUGCGGUUUGCACAAAUCACGAAGAUCCAGCUUUGCUGCACCUGUGAUAAUAUCCGGUUCCUUCGCUGGGCAAAGCAGCAGCAACAAGUGCAGGUGUACUUGCACCAGGACAAACCAUUGCAGUGCAUAUCAGGAAAGGGUGCACCACAGGACAUUGAGCGCUAUGGCCAGGCCUACUGCAGUCUGGAUUUGGGCCGCCUGAUGUUUGCCAGCACGUCUUGCGUUCUCCUGCUCUUCUUGUCAACUGUGCUGUUGCAUCAGCUGGCCAGAGAAUACCUGCUGGCCUUCUACCGCAUCGCUCACGGCUGGAUGAACGAGGUGCUGCGUGACAGGGAGACGAUGAGACAUCAUCGCUACCAGUACGACGCCUUUGUGUCUUACAGUGGCAAAGAUGAGCCCUGGGUGGUGCAGACACUCCUGCCCAACCUGGAACAACAAAGGGGACCGCCGUUCCUUCAACUCUGCCUGCAUACCAGGGACUUCCAGCUGGGCAAGGACAUCGUGGAGAACAUCACGGACGGUCUGUACAGAAGUCGGCGCACCCUCUGCCUGGUCAGCCGCCAUUUCCUGCGCAGCCACUGGUGUUCCCUGGAAAUGCGGCUGGGCACCUAUCGGCUGCAGGCGGAGCGUAGAGAUGUGCUCGUCCUGGUGUUUCUAGAGAAGAUCCCCUCUAACCUGUUGUCUGCUCACCAUAGGCUGGCACGACUGGUCAAGACCAGAACCUACAUGGAAUGGCCACAGGACCCAGAAAGGCAGAUGGCUUUCUGGGACAGAUUGUGGAACAAACUGUUGGAGGGCAGAGUGUAA
Molecule: messenger RNA, 1731 nt
Organism: Engraulis encrasicolus (European anchovy)
Lineage: Eukaryota; Metazoa; Chordata; Actinopteri; Clupeiformes; Engraulidae
Product: toll-like receptor 13
Exons: 3
Coding region: 1-1731 (576 amino acids)
Biological process (GO): immune response; inflammatory response; toll-like receptor signaling pathway
Cellular component (GO): plasma membrane
Molecular function (GO): transmembrane signaling receptor activity; protein binding
Source: RefSeq, a predicted model, not a curated record